This is a messenger RNA of Eptesicus fuscus (big brown bat), 1569 nucleotides long. RefSeq names its product NSL1 component of MIS12 kinetochore complex (gene NSL1). Lineage: Eukaryota; Metazoa; Chordata; Mammalia; Chiroptera; Vespertilionidae. Gene Ontology annotation, biological process: mitotic sister chromatid segregation. The transcript is spliced from 7 exons. The record is from RefSeq and is a predicted model, not a curated record. The coding region runs from base 1 to 945 and encodes 314 amino acids. Gene Ontology annotation, cellular component: MIS12/MIND type complex; kinetochore.
AUGGCGGGGGCUCCCGAGUUGGCGAGCCUCUCGCCUCCGCGGGACGUGGAGCGAGUGGCCGGGACAGAAGACCGCACCCCGGGCCCCACCACUCCCCGUGAGGACUUCCGCGUGCGCUGCACCUCGAAGCAGGCCGUGCUGGAGCUGAUGGAACUGUGCGGCCGCUUCGUGCGACAGCUCGGGGACGCGCUGCCGGAGGAGGUUCGGGAGCCCGCGCUGCGAGACGCGCAGUGGACUUUUGAAUCUGCUGUGCAAGAGAAUGUCAGCAUUAAUGGGCAGGCAUGGCAAGAAGCUUCAGAUGAUUGUUUCAGGGAUUCUGAUAUCAAAGAACUUGAAGAUCAUUUUGAUGAAAUCAUAGUAGACUUAGCCACGAAACGUAAGCAGUAUCCCAGAAAGAUCCUUGAAUGUGUCAUAAAAAUUAUAAAAGCAAAACAAGAAAUUCUGAAGGAAUAUCACCCUGUUGUACACCCAGUGGACCUAAAAUAUGAUCCUGAUCCAGCCUCUCGUGUGGAAAAUUUGAGAUGCAGAGGAGAAACAGUAGCUAAGGAGAUCAGUGAAGCCAUGAAGUCCUUGCCUGCAUUAAUUGAACAAGGAGAUGGAUUUUCCCAAGUUUUAAAGAUGCAGCCUGUUAUCCAACUCCAGAGAAUCCACCAAGAAGUCUUUUCCAGUUGUUAUAGGGAGCCAGAUGUUAAACCUGAGAGCUUUAUAACACAAAUAGAAACCACACCAACAGAGACUUCUACCAGCAAAACCACUAACGUGGUACUGAAAAGAAAGCAAACUAAAGACUGCCCCCAGAGAAAAUGGUACCCAUUGCGGCCAAAGAGAAUUAAUCUUGAUACAGAGUGGAUGGGAGCAGGGGGAGAAGAGAGAGAGAAAGAGAAAGAAGAAAAAUAUCAAUGUGAGAGAGACACAUCGAUUGGUUACUUCCCACACGCGCCCUGACUGGGGCUAAGAUCAAACCUACAACCCAGGUACGUGCCCUUGGCUGAGAAUUGAACUCGAGAACCUUCGGUGCACAGCCUGAUGCUCUAACCACUUAGAAACACCAGCCAGGGCAAGUUCUAUAUUAAAACCCCCAGACAGACAGCUGAAACUUGAAGUCCCUCAGCAAGUCCAAAGUUUCACUCCAUAGUUAGAGCAGUCUGUAUUCAGGAGUCCAAAGAAAUGAAUCAAAAAAAAAAAAAAAAAUCAGGCAUUUAUUCUUUGCAGUAAAGCAGAAAGCUGUACAAGAAAAAUGUAAUCAUAGUUACAGAUUGACCACAGUGAACAAUCUUUAUAUAAACAUAAUAAUGAACAUCCCAAAUAUGAAUUCAGUAGGAAAUUGGGACAGUUACAUUGGGAAGGUCAGAGGAUUGGGUAUUAAAGAUGAAUAGAGCACAGGCACUGGCCAGUCAGAAUGGGUAGUGGUCCAAGCACUGGAGCGGGGUUCUGGAGGGCCCCCUUAGCUGCUGGGUCCUGGGGAAGGCCAGGGUGUGCCAGCACAGGAACUGGAGAGGGCAUUGAGGAAGCUCCUGCCCUGACCAGCACAGAAGUUAAUUUUGCUGUGGUAAUGUGUGACCGUCUGAA